CGACGAACCGCUCCGCUCCAGACGCCCUUACUCGAGAUACCACCAAUGGCCGACCGAGCAGAGGCCGCCGCUGCUGCAGGAGACCGCGAGCGUCUCCAGAACAUCUUCCUCGACGCGGCGCGCGUGCUGAUGCUCUUCGGCGCCGUCGCCACCGUCGGAACCACCUCCGCCGACCCCAUGGAGGCGUUCGUUGGCCUUCUCCUUUGGAUGCUCGGCGUGUGCCUCCUGUCCCUGGUGCCAGCGGCAGGACGUUUCCCGCGUGCUGCACUGGCCGCCGCCGCCAUGGCCAUCACCAUCCUGAAGCACUUGUUCGCCCUACAGAACUAGCUCGACCCCGUGCCCUGUAGUUGCGGAUGGUGCAGCUGAGGUACUCAUGGCUCUUGAUUAUAUAUUAUAUAUGCUUUGCCUAGUGAAUAAGGAGGAUCGACUUUCUUGCUAAUUGCUAUGGGUUUUCCGCUUUUCUGUUUCUUUGCUGUAGUUUGUUUUAGAGAGUCUGCUGCUGAGUUUACUCUCGAACAGAGUCUCUGUUUAUCUUCUUCCUCUGUUUCCGAGGAAAUGUUGUAUAGUACGUAAUUGUAGUGUUGGUCAUGUUAGAAGC
This is a messenger RNA of Sorghum bicolor (sorghum), 598 nucleotides long. RefSeq lists its product as uncharacterized. Bases 46 to 327 code for a protein of 93 amino acids. The record is from RefSeq and is a predicted model, not a curated record. Lineage: Eukaryota; Viridiplantae; Streptophyta; Magnoliopsida; Poales; Poaceae. The transcript has a single exon.